AACAAACAACAACAUCAACAUCAAUCUAAAUUCGAAGGUCCGGAACAAUUAAAUGGUAAGAAUCCUUGCUGUUAUCGAUGGGCAUUGUUGGAUUGUUUAACCGAUUCGGUACAAAAAUAUUGCCCAAUGGCCAACACAUUUGAUUCAAGAACUUUUCUAAUGAAACGUGAAGAAGUAAUCUUUUAUUACGAAUCAUUUCAUUGUCAAGAUUAUCCAUUCGAUGGCCAUCAUUGUCAUAUUUCUAUGUGGAUGAUUAUUUUAUCAAUAUUUCUGAUCAUCGGUACCAUUGUUAUUAUCAUUUUAAUGGCCAUUUAUAUUUACCGUUAUGUUUGGCAUGAACGAGGAAAAUUAACAAUACCACCAACAACAACGAAACAACAGUCAACACCAACACCACCACCACCAAUCAUACGAACCAGACAGAAUAAUAGAAAUAAAAGAUUUAAUCCAAUAACAGAUUUAUAAUCAAUUUUAUUCAUAUGAAAAAUUUAACAAUUCAAAUUAACAAAACAAUAAAAAC
Molecule: messenger RNA, 520 nt
Organism: Dermatophagoides farinae (American house dust mite)
Lineage: Eukaryota; Metazoa; Arthropoda; Arachnida; Sarcoptiformes; Pyroglyphidae
Source: RefSeq, a predicted model, not a curated record